UGUAUCGGAAAGGCGGGGGUCACGUGUGGUAGAAGGAUAGCAAGCAAUUGCGAAGAAUGCCUCGUUGUCCCAGUAACCGUCGCUUGAUUGAUUUAGCGAAGCUCUAAAAUCAGGUUCAAGUGCUGUUGGUUGUCUACAACCGUACAACGAAUAAAAAUGAUGCCCGUAGCUGGGAAUAUUCAAAGUGCCAGAAAGAAUUGCCUUUCGCAAAAUUAUCCUUUUCGUAAGGACGACGACGAUCCGGAAGAUGAGGAAUGCGAUCUUCCUCCAACGGAGUACGAGGACCACUACGCAUAUCGGCGUUACGACAAUAAACCGACUCUAAGGCGCGAUUUUCUGCGAGAGCAGUUCCGCAAGAAGGCUACUCAGACAGUGAUGAAACAAGCCCAGGAGCAGUAUGAGACGAUUCACCGCCAGGAGGUGGAGCGGAUGCCACUCAAGAAACGACCGGACUAUUACAUGUCGAAAGAUAUCAACAACGAACCUCAGUACAACUUGUACAAAACCGAUGAUAUGACAACGUUUUGGAGCUAUCGCUCGAGGACCAAUGCAUCUCGGAGAAGGAACACCAAUUUUACGAAACCAAUCAGUGAGCAACUGGACCAGCAAUUUGGAUAACUGAAUACUCAAGUUCAGCCCUGUUUUAUAUUUUGCUAUUUAUAUUUAUUUCAAAAUUAUCCUAAAUAAAGAAUCAACACUGUUUGCCAUCAUUAA
This is a messenger RNA of Aedes albopictus (Asian tiger mosquito), 714 nucleotides long. RefSeq lists its product as uncharacterized. Lineage: Eukaryota; Metazoa; Arthropoda; Insecta; Diptera; Culicidae. The transcript is spliced from 2 exons. The coding region runs from base 157 to 618 and encodes 153 amino acids. The record is from RefSeq and is a predicted model, not a curated record.